UGUCUAUUUCAAGUUACAAAUCAACUUAGUGUUAGAUAAUUGUGGCGUAAUCAAUUUGAUUUGAUGAUGCGCUGUAUAUUUUUAUAAAUGGUCCAUGAUUUGAAUGGGAGACAAUGAUCAUGAGAUGCCCAUUUAAAUCUGAUUAGUUUAGCUAGCCAGCUGUCAGCUAGCUGGUUAGGCAAGUCGUGAUGUAGCUAGCUAGCGUUAUAUUUAACCAAAACUGUAACAUAAGUUACAAGAAAUGUAAUGAGUGAGUUGAGAUGGACCACGGAGGUAGAAGACCAUUCAAUCCAAAUGGAGGAUCUUGACACUCAUCAUCACACAGCUAUUCUGGGAAGAACGUGGGAGCUUCUUUUGAAGUGCCCUCCCCAGUGUCCAGCUCAGCGUGAGUGCAGAAGAUGGUCAGCCAGAAGUCCCCAUGGCCUCAGUCCCACAGGCAGCAUCUAUGCCACAACCCCCUCCAUGUCUCUACCCCUCCUACAGGACAGACAGUCUCUGGUUGAGAUGGAGUGUGCCACCAUCCAGAGGCAUCGGUGGGAGCUGCAGCUUCUGAUUGCUGAGCUGAAAGACCGAGACCAGGAGCUCAACACCAUGGCUGCUGCCCACCACAAGCAGCUCACUGGCUGGGAACAGGACCGCCAGAGAGUCCUCACCCUGGAGCAGAGGUGUGCCCAUCUGGAGGAUGAGCUUCAGAAGCGUAAUGAGGUGAUCAGAGCUGUGACUAGGAGGGUUCAUGUCGUGGAGGCCCGGGAGAAGAAAGGCCACAGGGAGCUCAACUCUAUCCAGCAACAGCUGCUUGAGCUGGGGCAGAAACAGCAGCACACCAGCCAACACUGCCACGACCUGGAGGAGAAGAACCAGAACCUGAACUCCAUGGUGAUGUCUCUGUCAGCCCAGCUGGGCUCUCUGCAGGUCAGAGAGGAGGAGCUCAGUGCCAUGCUCAGACUCAAGGUGGCAUGUGUGCUCCAGGUGUGUGAGAACCAACAGAAUGACCAUCAGCUAUUUCAGUUGAACCUGGAGAGCACCCGGGAGGCCCUGAAACAGGCUGAGAGACAGGGACCACAUGGGAGGGGAGCUAGGAGGGGCUCAGAUGGAGUCUAUGACCAAUCAGGGAACAGAGAGAGGAGGAGGAGGAGGGACAGAGACGAGGAGCAGGGUCAGUCUACAGACAGGCUCUGA
Messenger RNA from Coregonus clupeaformis (lake whitefish), 1179 nucleotides. Its product is annotated as coiled-coil domain-containing protein 62-like. The record is from RefSeq and is a predicted model, not a curated record. The transcript has 8 exons. Lineage: Eukaryota; Metazoa; Chordata; Actinopteri; Salmoniformes; Salmonidae. Bases 247 to 1179 code for a protein of 310 amino acids.